This is a messenger RNA of Daldinia loculata, 1548 nucleotides long. RefSeq lists its product as uncharacterized. Gene Ontology annotation, cellular component: nucleus. NCBI's taxonomy places the organism in Eukaryota, Fungi, Ascomycota, Sordariomycetes, Xylariales, Hypoxylaceae. The transcript has a single exon. The coding region runs from base 86 to 1054 and encodes 322 amino acids. The record is from RefSeq and is a predicted model, not a curated record.
CAAACCUAAAAAAAAAAAAAAUAUUAAUUUUUCAUCUCAGCCUUCUAUUCCCUCGUCGCAACUAACCAUUCAGCACCGGAGGAAUAUGAUGAGUUGCUCGUGUCGCACGACAUCUUUGAAGAUUUUCGUACAGAGUCUCACGGAACUUCGACUAUCUAAUUCUGCUAGGCAAAUCCAACCGCGAUAUUCGAGAGCCAGUAACUUUCAGUCGCAGUUGGCUUUUGCUAGACCAUAUAGUGUCACCGCAGCCUUACGCUUCCCGCGACAAAUAUUGCAUCGACGGGCCUCGCAUUCACUAGACGCCGAUCAAACCUCGGAAAUCACACCGAAAAAACAUUCGGACAAUGUUACGGUAGAGGAGCCCGAUGUACCAGUGCUUAAUGUCUCUGCAGACAUUUUAGACCGGGCGAAAAGUGAAGGUGCAAUCCUUGACUUCACCCCCGAAUCUAUCGACGCCCUCGUUUCCAACUUAGACAACCCACAAACCGGUGCUCGUGGCCGGCGAGACAAACAUGCCGAGUCUGACGCCCGUCGCGAGUCGAAAUCGGACUCUGCACCACCCGUCGAGACCAAGAGGUUGAAGAGACUGAAGAUCAUGAAAGACGAGCCUAAGACAGCGUCUAAUACGCUACCACCCAUUAAGAAGGAACCAUGGCAGAUACAAAAAGAAAUCCUCAAGGAGAAGUUCCCAGAGGGUUGGAAGCCGCGCAAGCGGCUGUCGCCAGAUGCCCUCGAAGGCAUCCGGGCGCUGCACGCGCAAUUCCCGGAGGACUACACGACGGAGGUGCUGGCGAACAAGUUUAUGGUGUCGCCGGAAGCUAUCCGGCGUAUUCUCAGGACUAAGUGGACACCUACCCCCGAGGAGGAGAUGGACCGCCAGCAGCGCUGGUUCAACCGCGGCAAGAACAUCUGGAGCCAGAUGGCCGCGCUUGGAAAGAAGCCGCCUCGCAAGUGGCGUCGCGAGGGUAUUGUUAGAGAUCCUUCCUGGAAUAGGCCGAGGGGACCGCGGACGCAACCUCCAAGGCAGUCGAGGAAGUAUAGAGAGUUUGAGUAAUUACUUUGCUCGAGGGAUAGGAAUGCCCGUAUAUUACGCCACUCGAAUAAUGGAAAUCUAGCUCGCAUUCGAAUUAUACCAUAGUGAGGACUAUAUGACCUACGGUCGCAUCGUGAAUGCUUGGACCUCGGUGGGGGUGGGAAGUACCAUAUCAAAAUAAACCAUAAAACAUUCACAUUAGAAUAUGGAUACCUCAAUAUGUUUUCGUAUUGUUUGUUGUACAAACAUUAAGAUCUUCGCACUGAGAUUUGGCAGUCUAUUGGAUGCCCACUAUUCCCAAAAAUUUAUUCGGAUACUCCAUUUUGACAAUGGGGCUGGCGGAUUGUAAAUCUCUAUGCAUUAUGCAAAGAAUAGACAAUGCCUAUGUAAGUGAUUGUCAUGCACAAAGAGCAGAUCAUCAAUGCGUCCCCCAUUUCUUAUAGUUGCCAGUCAGCUGUGAAUACCUUUCUAAAAUAUCUGAGGACAGUCGAAAGCCUGCAUGAUAAUAACAUGGG